AUGGUGGAUUACUAUGAAGUUCUAGGAGUGCAAAGAUAUGCUUCACCUGAGGACAUUAAAAAAGCUUAUCAUAAAGUGGCACUUAAAUGGCACCCUGAUAAAAAUCCAGAAAAUAAAGAAGCAGCAGAGAGAAAAUUCAAAGAAGUAGCUGAGGCAUACGAGGUAUUAUCAAAUGAUGAAAAACGGGACAUUUAUGAUAAAUAUGGCAAAGAAGGAUUAAAUGGAGGUGGAAGUCAUUUUGACGAUGAAUGUCAGUAUGGCUUCACAUUCCAUAAGCCAGAUGAUGUUUUUAAAGAAAUUUUUCAUGAAAGGGAUCCAUUUUCUUUUCACUUCUUUGAAGACUCGCUUGAGGACCUGUUAAAUCGUCCAAAAAGCUCCUAUGGAAACGGAAACAGAGACGCAGGAUCCUUCUUCUCUACCUCCAGUGAAUAUCCAAUUUUUGAGAAAUUUUCUUCAUAUGAUACAGGAUAUACAUCACAGGGUUCAUGGGGGCAUGAAGGCCUUACUUCUUUCUCUUCCCUGGCUUUUGAUGAUAGUGGAAUGGACAACUACAUAUCUAUCACAACUUCAGACAAAAUUGUUAAUGGCAGAAAUAUUAAUACAAAGAAAAUUACUGAAAGUGAUCAAGAAAGAGAAGCUGAAGAUAAUGGAGAGUUGACCUUGUUUCUUGUAAAUAGUGUGGCCGAUGAAGAGGGCUUUGCAGAAGGAUGCAGCUGGAGAAGACAGUCAUUGAACAACAACUAUUCACCAAAGUCUCACAGCUCCAAACAUGUAUCUCAACUGACUUUUGUGGACAAUGAUGAGGGAGGUAUAUCUUGGGUUACCAGCAACCGGGAUCCCCCUACUUUCUCAGCAGGAGUCAAAGAGGGUGGUAAGAAGAAAAAAAAGAAGCGUAAAGAGGUGCGAAAGAAGUCUACCAAAAGGAAUUGUUAA
Rhinopithecus roxellana (golden snub-nosed monkey) is the source of this 933-nucleotide messenger RNA. RefSeq names its product DnaJ heat shock protein family (Hsp40) member B7 (gene DNAJB7). Gene Ontology annotation, molecular function: Hsp70 protein binding; ATPase activator activity. Lineage: Eukaryota; Metazoa; Chordata; Mammalia; Primates; Cercopithecidae. Gene Ontology annotation, cellular component: endoplasmic reticulum membrane; cytosol. The record is from RefSeq and is a predicted model, not a curated record. Gene Ontology annotation, biological process: positive regulation of proteasomal ubiquitin-dependent protein catabolic process; protein refolding.